Molecule: messenger RNA, 1626 nt
Organism: Hibiscus syriacus
Lineage: Eukaryota; Viridiplantae; Streptophyta; Magnoliopsida; Malvales; Malvaceae
Product: splicing factor 3B subunit 6-like protein
Exons: 1
Coding region: 104-478 (124 amino acids)
Biological process (GO): mRNA splicing, via spliceosome
Cellular component (GO): catalytic step 2 spliceosome; precatalytic spliceosome; U2 snRNP
Molecular function (GO): RNA binding
Source: RefSeq, a predicted model, not a curated record
CGACCGCCACUUACCUCCGAGCCCCGCUUAUAAUACUCCUCUCCGCUUUCCCAAUCCUCUCAAUUUCAUACAGCCUCAGCUUUGGCGUUUCUCUUCUGCCCGAAUGGCAUCAAUUAGUCUCCGCAAGGCGAACACUCGGCUGCCGCCGGAAGUCAACCGGGUGCUCUACGUUCGGAACCUGCCAUUCAACAUAACGAGCGAGGAGAUGUAUGAUAUCUUCGGCAAAUACGGAGCUAUCCGCCAGAUCCGCAUCGGGACCAGCAAAGAAACGCGCGGCACCGCAUUCGUCGUAUAUGAAGACAUAUACGAUGCCAAAACGGCAGUGGAUCAUCUCUCGGGUUUCAACGUGGCCAAUAGGUAUUUGAUCGUCUUGUAUUAUCAGCAGGCCAAGAUGAGCAAGAAGUUCGAUCAGAAGAAGAAGGAAGAAGAAAUCGCCAUGAUGCAAGAGAAAUACGGCGUUUCUACUAAAGAUAAGUGAACUUCUAAAUAAUAUGGGGGUCAUCUUCUUUGAUUUGGGAGUUUAGGGUUUUAUAUGAAGUAUUCCAAUUAAGGGCCUAAUAGCAGCUAAAUACUAUGGCAUUUGUUGUUUGAAUUGUGUGAUUCGCAUGCGUUUACGAACUAUCUAUAGAUUUGCCUUGACAUGGAAUUUUGAUUUACAGUAUGAGAAUUGACUUGGCGUUUUAGAGGCAGUCGGCCACGGCUGCCGACCAUCUCAAAUUGAGGGGGGGGGGGGACGGUUUUGAAAUGAAAAAUCACAGGUGUUAUCUUCAAAAAAGAAAUUACACAUCAUGUCAGCACCAGCAUGAACCUCGAUGUGCUGAGGGAAAAUUAGUAUUGUAUUAUGUUUUUCUAAUGAACUAUAUGAGCAUUGUGUUAAAAUCAAUACACUUGGAUUUCCUAUAUUUCUCAAACAACUAGAAUCGAUGUUCUCUCUCCUCUCUCUCUUACCCCAUCACUUGCCAUACAAAUGAUACAACAAUGGCUUUCUCACAUUCUAGUUGGGAGGUGGUGAUGGCAAGGCACUGGAAGAACUGGAUGGUGACCAAGCAUAGAUGAGCAACCCGAUAACUAGGAUGAUUGCUCCUGCAACGAAACCAGUUGGAAGCGGUGAUGCUACCCCUAGAUAUGGCAGCGGCAAUGUGAAGAUAUAGACUGCAAUGGGUACUGCAACAACAGAAUAUCAUCGAUCGAUUGGACUUGGAGAUAUAAACGGUAAGUUGAGCGCAGUUGCUUGCUUGCAACUAAGAAACUGAUGGUAUAUGAAAGGAUGACAGAAAAGCAAUAACAUACCUGAGAAAGUAGAUGCCAGUGAGGAGACUACUGCGGAAGAUAUCUUGAGUAGAUGUAGCAAUGAUAUGUUGAAACCGAUGUUGACGAUAACGAACAGCAAAGGCAGUAGUGGCGCACCAUCACAUCCUGUGGCGAGCAGAAUUUCAAAUUAACCGAGUUAAUUUGUUCUAUCCAAGAUACAAAUCCACUUGAAAUAAUUGUUGCCUUUUGCAAUGGAUAGAAAGAUAAUAAGUAUGCCUUACCGCUUGAUAAGGUACCAGCAAUGUUCAAGAAACAAGCUGCCCCAUCUUUAAGAUAGUUUGCUAGCUGACUAAAUGGAAUGCCACAAAGUUUUGG